AUGGCUACUCCAGCAGAUGAGCCGGGUCAGCCACCCAAUCUCACCACUUUGUCCCUUGCUGAAAAAGCACCUGCACAGCCGAUCGAACAAAAGAUCACACCCUUCGAGGUUUCUGGUGGUGUCGACGCGACAGGUAAACUGCUGCCAGUGGACUAUGAAAAACUCACAAAACACUUCGGAGCUACUCCGGUCACAGAUGAGUUACUAGAACGAUUCGAGAAAGUCACCGGCAAGAGACCCCAUCGCUUUAUGAGGCGGGGUAUCGUAUUAUCACACCGAGAUCUCACCAAAAUCCUGGAUCGCUAUGAGAAAGGAGAGCCCUUCUACCUCUACACAGGUCGAGGUCCGAGUAGCGACAGUAUGCACGUUGGUCACUCGGUGCCUUUUGAAUUCACCAAGUACCUCCAGGAUGUCUUUGAUUGUCCUCUGAUCAUUCAGCUCACGGACGACGAGAAGUUCAUGCACUCUCCUGAGAAGUUGAAGGUGGAAGAUUGCCAAAGAUUCGCCCAGGAAAACGCAAAGGACAUUAUCGCCAUUGGCUUCGACCCUGCCAAAACAUUUAUCUUCUCGGAUUUCGGAUUCAUGGGUGGCCCAUUCUACGAGAACGUGACACGCAUGGCGACAAGAAUCACCAUCAACCAGAUCAAAGGAACCUUUGGAUUCGGCGACAGCAACAACGUCGGCGAAUUCUUCUUCUGCGCCAUCCAAUCCGCAACCGCAUUCGCAACAUCAUUCCCCCAUAUUUUCGGUACAGGCCCAUCGGUGCGGACCAUCCCCUGCCUGAUACCUUGCGCGAUCGACCAAGACCCAUACUUCCGACAGUGCCGCGACAAUGCCGAGAAGAUGAAAUACAAGAAGCCAUCCAUCAUCCACUCCAUCUUCCUGCCGGCACUACAAGGCCCGGGCUCCAAGAUGUCCGCGAGCGUCGACUCAUCAGCGAUCUUCCUCACCGACACGCCCAACCAGAUCAAGAACAAAGUGAAUCGCUUCGCCUUCUCCGGCGGCCAAGACACGGCCGAGAAGCAGCGCGAGCUGGGCGGCAACACCGCAGUCGAUGUGCCCUUCCAGUAUCUGACGUUCUUCCUUGAGGACGACGACGAGCUCGAACGAAUCAAGAAGGCCUACGAGUCCGGCGAGAUGAUGACCGGCGAGAUCAAGCAGAUCUGCAUCAAGUACCUGCAGGAAUAUGUGGCGGGCUUCCAGGCUCGGAGGAAGGCAGUCACUGAUGAGAUCAGGGCGGAUUUCUUCGAUCGGAAACCACUCGUCUACAAGGGAAAUCCCAAUCCAGUCAAGGUGGAGAAGAAGGAGAAGAAAUAG
Exophiala bonariae is the source of this 1317-nucleotide messenger RNA. RefSeq lists its product as uncharacterized. The transcript has a single exon. Lineage: Eukaryota; Fungi; Ascomycota; Eurotiomycetes; Chaetothyriales; Herpotrichiellaceae. Gene Ontology annotation, molecular function: ATP binding; tryptophan-tRNA ligase activity. Gene Ontology annotation, cellular component: cytoplasm. The coding region runs from base 1 to 1317 and encodes 438 amino acids. The record is from RefSeq and is a predicted model, not a curated record. Gene Ontology annotation, biological process: tryptophanyl-tRNA aminoacylation.